UUCGAAUUCUGGAUCUGUCCAGACCCCCAAAUUCAGUCGCAGAAUUGUGGCCCACAAAAUAGAAAAUACCCAAAUCUGGUGGGCUUGGUUGAAAAAUAAAAGGCGAAACUGCAAAACGCCCUUAUUAAUUUCAGUCAGAAACUUCAAUGAAUUCAAGAAUUCACUCAUAAGCCCAAGUCUAGAAAAAGGCUUAGAAAGGGUAUUGUCCAAUCUCCAGUUCUCAACGAACCAGAAAUUAAUUACAUCCACCACUGAAAACGGCACUCAAAUUCCCAGAAAAUGGAGCAAAAGAAGAGCAUACCCUUCUACUGGGGCAACACACCAGAAGAAGAGUAUUACAUCCAACAAGGCAUCAAAUCAACCAAAUCCUACUACACCUCUCCCAGAGGCCUAAAACUAUUCACCAGAUCUUGGCAACCCCCUUCGUCCACUCCUCCGCGUGGCAUAAUCUGUAUGGUCCAUGGCUAUGGCAAUGACAUCAGCUGGACUUUUCAAGCCACGCCAAUCUUCCUGGCCCAGAACGGGUUUGCCUGUUUUGCCCUUGAUUUACAGGGCCAUGGCCUCUCCGAAGGCCUCAAGGCCUAUGUCCCCAAUGUUGACCUUGUUGUUGAUGACUGCAUCUCCUUCUUCAACUGUGUAUUAACCCAAGAUCCAACUUUGCAAAACCUUCCAAGAUUCUUGUACGGCGAGUCAAUGGGUGGGGCAAUUUGUUUACUAAUCCAUUUCAAGAAAUCUGAUUUCUUCAAGGGCGCAGUCUUGAUAGCCCCCAUGUGUAAAAUCAAUGAAAAAGUCAGGCCCAAGUGGCCUAUUCCAGAAAUCUUAACAGUUCUUGCAAGAUUUGCACCCACCUUGCCCAUUGUUCCAACUGCUGAUUUGCUGGACAAAUCUGUUAAAGUCCCGGAAAAGAAAAUUAUUGCUGUUAUGAAUCCCAUGAGAUAUCAAGGGAAACCAAGAUUAGGUACAGUUAUUGAACUCCUUCGUGUAACAGAUUAUGUUAGCAGAAAACUGAGUGAUGUUAGGCUUCCGUUUAUUGUUUUACAUGGGAAUGCAGACGUGGUUACUGAUCCAGGUGUGAGUAGGGAAUUGUAUGAAUUGUCCAAUAGUGAGGACAAAACCAUCAAGAUCUAUGAUGGAAUGUUGCAUUCUUUGUUGUUUGGGGAGACUGAUGAAAAUAUUGCAAUUGUUCGUGGCGAUAUAUUGAAGUGGUUGAAUGCUAGAUGCUGAAGAAAUAUUAUACUGAAAUUCAUAUUCAUUCAUUU
Messenger RNA from Olea europaea var. sylvestris, 1259 nucleotides. Its product is annotated as caffeoylshikimate esterase-like. Gene Ontology annotation, cellular component: membrane. The transcript has a single exon. The coding region runs from base 280 to 1224 and encodes 314 amino acids. Lineage: Eukaryota; Viridiplantae; Streptophyta; Magnoliopsida; Lamiales; Oleaceae. Gene Ontology annotation, molecular function: lipase activity. The record is from RefSeq and is a predicted model, not a curated record.